Plectropomus leopardus (leopard coralgrouper) is the source of this 2950-nucleotide messenger RNA. It is a transcript of the gene cfap58, whose product is annotated as cilia and flagella associated protein 58. Lineage: Eukaryota; Metazoa; Chordata; Actinopteri; Perciformes; Serranidae. Gene Ontology annotation, cellular component: cytoskeleton. The record is from RefSeq and is a predicted model, not a curated record.
CUUCAACACUAACAGCAGCUGCAGUGAAUCACAUUAGAGACUUUUCGAUUCUUGUGAUGGAGGAGACAGGUCCAGAAGGUGAGGAAAUGUUUGAGUCCUUGGAGGAAUUCCACAUGGUCCUCAGUGAGCUGCUGGGGGACAAGAGUAUGGACAAGGUCCGCGUGGAGUACGAAAAGCUGAUCCGAGCUCUGAAGAAGUCCAGAGAGAAUGAGAAGAGACUUAUGUCCAAGUGUAGGGAGCUGAAUGCAGAGGUUGUGUCCACAUCAACUAAAGUUGCUGCUGCCCUCAAACUGUCCCAGGAGGACGAAACGACAAUCACUUCACUAAAAAGGGAGCUGGACAAAGCCUGGAAAAUGGUUGAUGCUGCUCAUGAUAAAGAACGCAGGGACAAAGACACCAUCAGGAAUUUAAAAGAAGAAGUCGCCAACCUGAUAAAAAUGUCUGAACAGCAGACUGGCUCAUCCAUGGACACAGCACAAAGUGAAUUACUAAAAGCAAACGAGGAGUUGACUAAGGAGAGGGAUGAGCUGCAGACAGCUGUGGAGGCUCUGAGAGAACAGCUGAACAAGGCCACGGCCACCCUGCAGGAGAUUGAAGCCCAACAAGACAGAGCCUUCGAGAACAUUUCUCAGCUCCAGCAGGAGCUCCAGGUCCAACAGAAUGAGAUUUCCAGGGAGAUGAGGUUGAAGGAGAAGCUGGAUAAGGAGGUGAAGCAGCUGCACGGCGACAUUGAGGCAAAGAUGGGGGAAAUAAAAGCUCUGAAUAUGCAGGGCCAAAGAGCCAAAGAGGAGCAGCAGAGGCUGGAGCAGCAGCUCAAAGAGCUAAAGAUCUUGAAUGAGAGAUCCACCAGAGAGCUGGAGCAGAUGCAGGUGAAGAACAACAAGCUGCAGCAGGAGUGUGAGCAGCUCUCUUCAGCCAAAGAACAUCUGGCCCUGGAAAAUCAGCAGAACUCAAAUGAGCUCAAGAUGAGAGAAGAGGAGGUGAAUCAGAUGCGACAGGAGAUUGCCAAACAAAUAAAGAUGAGAGAAGCCAUUCAGAAAAAAUUCCACCAGAUGGAGGAUCAGAAAGCUGACGUGGACGUGCAGAGGGAGACACUGAAAGCUCAGAUCGCUGGUCUGGAGAAAGAUCUUGAAUCUUCCCAAAAGCAAGUUGAAACUGACAGGAAAGCUAUAGAGGAGCUCAUCCGAGAGAGAGACACUCUAAAUAAGAACAUGGUCAAAGCUGCGCUGUCAACAGAGAAACAGCAGAACCUGGUGAAGCUCCUUGAGCAGGACAAGAAGACCUUGGAACACGAGAUCAGCGGCUACCGCCAGGAGGCCCAGAAGCAGCGCAAGAUCAUCCAACAGCUGGAGAAAGAACGAGACCGCUACAUCAAUGAGACCAGCAGCCUCAUGCAGAAGGUGCAACAAAAAAUGAGUGACGUUGAAGUAAAAGAGGGGGAGAUCUUCGACUGGAGGAAGAAGGUCACUGAGGCAGAGUGUAAGCUUAAACAGCAGGAGAACCUGCUGGAGUCUGUCGUGGCUGAAAGGAACCUUUACAGCAAGAACCUCAUUGAGGCUCAGGAAGAGAUUGCAGAGAUGAAGAGAAAGAUAAAGACCAUGAACAACCAUGUCACCCGACUGAGAGAUGAGAUCACCGGGAAGGAGCUGGCUCUUGCCAAGGAUCAGCAGGAAAACAAGCGUUUAGAGAAGGAUAACGAGACUCUCAAGGGGGAGCUGCAGCUGAUGAAGUUCCAGCUGGAAGAAACAAAGCAGCGUGUCGACAGUCAGAAAACAGAACAGCAAAAACUGCAGAAGAUUGUAGCCGACGCUGAUGCUGAACAGAUCCAGCAGAGGAAACAGCUGGAACAGGUGAUCAGAGAGCGUGACAGCCUGGGCAAGCAGCUGCUGCACCGCAAUGAUGAGCGUGCGCUGCUCUACGAGAAGAUUAGAAUCCAGCAAUCGAUCCUGAGCAAGGGGGACUUCCACUACAGCCAGCGCAUGGAUGACAUCCGCCUGCUCAAGCUGGAGGUCAAGAGGCUGCAGCGCAAGAAGAGCAUCCUGGACAAGACUGUCCCCAACACAGAGGACCUGAGGCGAGAGAUGUUCCACCUGCAGAGAGAGCUGCUCAGAGAGAGGACGAGGAACAGCGUCCUCGAGGAACAGCUCAAGCCCAUAAAUAUUCACAGAUGGAGGAGACUGGAGGGCAGUGACCCUGGCAAAUAUGAGCUCAUCCAGAAGAUUCAAUCCUUACAGAAACGCCUCAUCGCCAAAACCCAAGAACUUGAAGAACAGGAACUCCUAUUACAGGAAAAGGAGAAGCUGUAUGUGGAGCUGAAGCACAUCCUGGCCCGGCAGCCGGGUCCAGAGGCAGCUGAGCAGCUCCAGCAGUGUCAGUGGACCAUCAGAGAGAGAACCAAAAAGCUCAAGGCGUUGAUAGCCGAGCUGAGAAUGCUCGACUCAAAGAUGAAUGAGUACAAGAGUGACAAUCAAAGGUUAGCUAAUGAGCUAGCAAACUUCAAGAAGAAGUACCUCAGCCAGAAGAAGCUUCACAGUGAGCAGAGGAUGAAGACCCAGGUGGAGCAGCUGGAGCCCCUCCCCCAGCUGAGCAGCAAACCUCACUUCACCGGAGGAGGCUUCAGGAUCGACAACCCUGUGAAAAGAUAAUGGUCCUAGUAGGAGAAUACUUCAUAAGCCAUCCAACCCCUUUUAAAUUAUUAGAAAUGAAAAAUAUCUAUACCACAUAAGCUUAGAUCGGGCCUUGCGGAGCAAUAUGUCUCAUGUCUCUUAAUUUUCUGAUAAGAGAAAAUAUGAGAGAGAGGACAUCUCCAGAUGCACCAAAAGCUCUUAACCAUCAAAAGGUGUGCUCAGUGAUGAAUCCCACUUGAUCAUAAAUCCCCUGUUAGCACUAUAUAAGGACAGGUUUUGUGCCGUAUGCAAAGACUCUGGCACAUGAACAAGACUGAAGACAU